GCCAUGGCCUCGGACGUCCUUCACUUCAUCUCGAAGCAUCACUUAACAAACGUAUCCUUGCUCGGACAUUCCAUGGGUGGUAAAGUCGCUGCUGCUGUAGCACUGGCUCCCAACCUUGGAAUGUCGACGCUUUCUCACCUCAUUUCCGUGGACAUAACGCCUGCUAGAGGAAAUCUCUCCAACGAAUUUAAAUCGUACGUUGAGUCCAUGAAGAAGAUUGAGGCCAUGAAGGUGAAGACACGAAAGGAAGCCGUCGAUAUUUUGCAUGAAACAGAAAAAGACCCGAGCAUCAUAAUGUUCCUACUCACGAAUCUUGUAGUCCCUCCGCACACUUCACACGGGCAUGCACAUUUCCGGAUCCCGAUAAGCAUCUUUGGAAGUUCAAUUCAAGACAUUGGGUCGUUCCCUUAUGAAGGUGGGGAACGACAGUGGGACGGUAAGGCUCUGUUUAUCAAAGGCGAGAAGAGCGCCUACAUCAAUCGGCAUAAUAUUCCGAUCGCCAAAUCGUUCUUCCCCGACAUGGCGCUCGAGAUGUUGGACACUGGACAUUGGGUUCAUGCUGAGCGGCCGAUGGAAUUCAAAAAGCUCGUCACGGAUUUCAUAUCAUAGAAGAGACCCCGAGGUGCUCUAUGUAGAUCAUAUGUCCGAAAAUGACCUCGGUGGGUACGUAGACAUAGAAAUGCGAUUGGUGCGUUUGGUUUGAUGAAGCGAGAAGGAAACCCAUAAUGCGGCGGCGGAGUAUGUGCUAAUGUCUCUAUUUCGUCUGUGUUAGCAGCAAUGCCGCCUACUUUCGAGUGUUUCUCUG
Guyanagaster necrorhizus is the source of this 805-nucleotide messenger RNA. RefSeq names its product alpha/beta-hydrolase. Lineage: Eukaryota; Fungi; Basidiomycota; Agaricomycetes; Agaricales; Physalacriaceae. Gene Ontology annotation, biological process: lipid metabolic process. The coding region runs from base 4 to 609 and encodes 201 amino acids. Gene Ontology annotation, molecular function: carboxylic ester hydrolase activity. The transcript is spliced from 6 exons. Gene Ontology annotation, cellular component: mitochondrion. The record is from RefSeq and is a predicted model, not a curated record.